UUAUAUACGUAGAUACAUAUGUUAAUUUUGCAUUUUUAGUUUUGAAUUGGAGCAAACAAACAAUACUCUCGUACUCUCUAAUGGCCAAUAAUAAAUAAAGAAAUUGGGAUGAAAUGAAGAUUAGAAAGCGUAAAAAGUCUGGAUUCCGACGCCGGACGGACCUCCUGUUAAUUUAAUAAGAGCAUACUUAUCAAUCGUGUAAAAACUUGAGACUGGUCUCAAGACUCAUUUUGGAACGUCUCGGUCGAGAUCAAUUUCUGAGGGUCUCCGUCUUUCCUCAGAGCCGACUCCCCAAAGUCUUCGUUUGGGACUGGUCAGACUCUGGAUUUUUCGUCAUCUGCUAUUCUUCCACUUCAUCAACUUAAAGAGUUUGCCGUUCGCCACCUGGACAGCGGCUAACGGGAUGCGACAUUACCCACGUCGGCCAAUUAAAAUGACCUGCGUCAAAACCCAAAAGCUCGAUUUGAGCGCGUCCAUUGUGAACCACGUUAGCGGUUUGGGUUACCGCCGUUCCGUAAAACGCUUCCAUCUGCCGUACGCCCGCCGCUCACCGGCUUUUUGUGACUGCGGGGAGGACAAGACCCGAUGCUGCUCGACACCAAACUGAAUGCUGAAGACAACAAAUUUCCUCCCGAAACAUCGCAUGCUAAAAUGCGAUCAGAAUAUUUGUAUGGAAGAAACAAAAACAACUUGCACUUACAAGUUUCAUCCAGAGUCGUUAAGGCCUGCUCUGAUUCACGAGUAGGUCACUUCGAUUGGGCCCACGUUGUUGAAGCCAAUCGGCUUAGUCCCAGUGACAAGGACUCGCUAAAAGUUGAGACUCAAACACGUGAUGAUGUGGCCUAAUCACACACACACGACUGUGGCCUGGAGACUUUUAUAGUGUUGAGCCUAAGAGCUUUUAUGACAUUUGGGGAAAAAUGCAAAAAGUUUCAUUUCAUGCACAAGUAACCCUCCCGUCACCCCAGGACUGCACCCUUUGCGGGGUUGUGACUAAAGGUCACCCCUGCGACACAAGCAGAAGCUGCGCGACGUGGGGAGUCGGACUAACUAAGUCUCUCGCAUCGUCCUCUCCAAAACCGAGCGCCCUCAUGUCUUCCCCCACAACAUCCGCCGACCUUCCCUUGGGUCUUCCUCUCCCUCGGCUCCGUCCUGAGCAGCUUUCUACCGACAAAUUCACUGUCUCGCCUCCGGACAUGUCCAAACCAUCCAACUCUGUUCUCUGGAACGUCGUCUGGAAAAGAUCCAACUUUGGCUGUCCCUCUGAUGAGCAACGUGCUCACGCUGAGCGAAAACCUCAACAUCUUCCUUUCUACUUCCUGUUGUUUCGGCCUCCCCACACUGCUUGAUCAACUUUGCUCUUCAUCUGUCACAUAACACACCAAACACCUUCCGCUAGCUUUUUCAACCCGCUUGGACCAGUUUCUUCACCUCGUUACAAUACUCAUCAUUGAUCCUAUUAGCAACUGUUGAUAAUUUAAACUCCUCCAAAUUACAUGUAUUGGCUGGUUUUUGUUUUAAAUAUAUAAAUAUAAUUGGAGUUGGGGGGGGGGGGGGGGUCACAAUGCAGACUCAAUAAAGACAUCCAUGGACGACCAGGUCUGCCAGUGACACAGACGACUCGAAAAUGAUGUUAUUGGAAGCUUUUUGGACGAGUAUUUGAAGUUAGCAGUUGCACACGUCCAGGUCAACUUUCGUGCUAAUUAGCCAAGAGGCGAGCGGCUCCAUUUUUCAAAGGAAUUAAUUGGAAAUAUUUUAAUUCAUUUGGUUUUUUCGGGGCGUCUGAAUCUCAGCGUGAUCCCUAAAAACGUGGCCACCGAGCAAGGCCGCGUCAAAUCCUAUCUUACGUCCAGCUAGUAGUGCCCUGCGAACCCUGCGAAGUAAGCGCUGCUAGUUUCCACUCGCUAGCUCGCUAGCUCGCACUGGUCCCGGCCAUCCGUCGGAGCGGGCCCGGCCAUGUUUGGCGCAGCUGGGCCGAAGCACUCGGUCGGGUUUGGAUCUUUGUGGUGCAGCCCGACAAGCAGAGCUAACGGUGGCCACUUCGCCGCAUCGAUUUUGGACCGAUUCGGUCACAGCGACUGCGAGCGAGCGGCCCAGCAGCCCGCCGGCGAUACCCCAGUCCGGCCGCGGCAGAGCGGAAGUACUUUUGCCGGCGGCCCUGAUGGGAAUUUCCCUUUGACGUGAACGCGACGGGACCACUGGCGGGCUGCAUCCUCGCAGAAACGGCAAGCGUCUUUGGCGUGGGGGAACGAGAUGGACAAACGAAAACAAGCAGAGCUCCUCUUCAGAAGUGCCCCCAAGCAGUUAUUAAUAUCCAACACGGUUGCUGCCGCUCCACCAGCAAGAUUCUCGAAAUCUGAGUCACCGUCCGCUUUUAUCUACAACAUCAGCACGAGCCCCCGACGCCCAGACUCCCAGGAUCACUCACGACGCCGCCUACGUUGUCGUACCGCCGGCCGAAGACUUACUGAUGUAUUUGUGAUUCUUCAUACAGCAGGUCGGCAUGACAUCGAGGAAGCGCACCACAGAGAAGCAAGAUGACGGACGCAAGAAGCCAAAAUCUAAAGGGUCUGCGAGCCGGGAAGAGGAAACCUCGGCAGAGUCUCCAAGGAAGAGGAAGGCCAAAGUCCAGCGAGAGGAGAAGAACAGAAAGUUGGAGCGGGAAAGUCCAAAAGUCGACUUGUCCAAGAAGGAUUUGCUCCAGCUGCUGGGAAUCAUGGAAGGUGAAGUACAGGCCAGAGAGGACGUCAUCGGCCUGCUGAGGUCUGAGGGAAGCAAACCAAAGAAGUUGGAGUCUCGUUACGGAUGGUCCGUUCCCGCCGAGGCCCUGCAGGCCUUACAGAGGGACGACGGCAUGUUCCCCCGCCGAGACCGCCCUCCGGACGACGUGUACGAGAAGCCGAUGGCAGAGCUGGAUCGUCUGGAGGGCAAGCAGAGGGAGACGUAUCGCCGCAUGCUGGAGCAGCUUCUGCUGGCUGAGAAAUGUCACCGUCGCACUGUUAUGGAACUGGACAGCGAGAAGAGCAAACAUGCGGACUUCAUCGACAAAAGCGAUGACUUCACCAACCUGCUGGAAGAGGAGAGGGAGAGACUUAAAAAACGGUUGAAGCAGGAAGAGGCCUACCAGGCCCACAAGGACAAAGAGCACAGCAGGCAGCUGGAGAAGCUCCGAGCCCGGUCGGUCGAGCUCAAGUCCUUUGCCCUUAUGUUGGUGGAUGAGCGACAGCUGCACACCGAGCAACUUGACUUACAGAGCCAGAAGGUCCGAGAGCUCGCUCUCAAAUUGCACGACAAAGAGCGGCGAUUGGCGGACGUCACCGAGGUUGCAAAGGAGGAUGGCCAGAAGGUCCUCAGGCUGGAGCGCAGGAUGGCUUCUUCCAAAGUUGAGAUGGAUGCCACGGUGGCCAAACUGUCCAACCAGGAGUCCCAAAACAGACAGCUGCGACUCAAGCUCGCCGGCCUCACCGGCCAGAUAGAAGAACUCCAGGAGAGCAACCGUCACCUGCAGCAAUCAGAGAAGGACCUGCAGGACCUGAGGGAGGAUAUCAACAAAGGUGAAUCUGGCAACACCUCCCUCGUGGCUGAGCUGGAAACUCUCCGGAAAAAGGUGCUGGAGAUGGAAGGCAAGGAUGAAGAGAUAACUAAGACCCAGGCUCAGUGCAGGGACCUCGGAAAGAAGUUGCAAGAUGAGAAGAAUGUUAGCAAGGAGCUGAGACUGGAGGUGGACAAGCUGCAGAGGAGAAUGGCUGAACUGGAGAGACUCGAGGGGGUUUUCGGUAAGAGCCACACGGAAUGCUCACAGCUUCGUGCCAAGCUGGAGAAAGAAAAACAACGCGCAAUCGACCUGGAAGGCGAGCUGGAGAAGCUCAAAAGUCGACUCAAAGAACUGGAGUCUCUGGAAGCAAAGGUGGAGAGGGCAGAAAUGAUCCUCAGAGACGAUCUCACGAAGCUCAAGUCUUUUACCGUCAUUCUUGUGGAGGAAAGAAAGAACAUGGCGGAGAGACUGAAACAGGAACAGGAGAAAAAAGAAGAGUUGAGUCACAAGUUCAAAGCUGAGGAAUGUAAAGUGACCGAAGUCAUGGAAACGCUGAUCGAUGAGAGGAAAAAACUCCUCAGAUUCAAAUCGGAGACAGAGGUGAAAGUGGCUAGAGCCAGUGAGGAAAAUGACAACUUGAACGCUAAAGUUAUCAGCGAGCAGGAGCGAUCUCGCCAGCUCAACACUGACAUGCGAGAGGUGCAAGCGAUGAUGGAGGUGACGCAAAACUUAGAGACAAAUCAGGAAGGUAAAAUAGAAGCACUCACACUAGAAACGGAGAACCUCAGAAGCCAAUUAGAGCGACUGGAGGUCGUCAAGGGGGAUUUGAUGAAGACGGAGGAUGGGUGCGAACUACUGGAGACAACGCUCGGGACGGGUCAAGAAAACGCCAAUUCCAUCUCCAAGCUUGCGGAAGAAAUGACGAGACAGACAAGCCACCCGGUCAGGAGCAAAAGUGUGGAGAAAGGAGAAAUGACCAGUCCGGAGGACCAGCUAAGAACACGCUGCAAAAUGGAGGAAGCCAAGAGCCGGGAUCUGGAGGUGCAAGUUCAAGCACUGAAGGAGAAGAUUCACCAACUGAUGCCCAAGGAGGACCAGCUGUCCCAGCUCCAGGCUGAUUAUUCUGUCCUCCAGCAAAGAUUUCUGGAGGAGAAAGAGAGGAAGAAGAGAGCCACUCAAGAAGUGGCUGACCUCAGCCAGGAACUAGAAGCCAGCAGACGGUACGGCCGCACCUUGAGACCCGGUGUCAACGCCAGGAGGCUGGCGGAUGCUCGCCUCGUGUCCACGGCCGUGCAGACCGAUGCCUCGGCCGGUGGUUCUGCGGAAGAUUUCAUCCGCAAGUCCGUCCUGGAGGAGAAGCACCUCAUGAGCAACCUAAGACAGAGUGGUCUCAAAAAGCCAAUAGUUCUUGAAUGCUACCCGUCUGCUAGGGCAGAGGGCCAGACCCCGGUAAAGAGGACGCAGCUCCACUCUCCUGAGGUGUCCAUAUCCCAGAAGCCACGCCACCCGCUUCACAUCCGGGUCACACCCGAUCCCGGCGACAGCACCGCCACCGUGGAGAUCACCGGCCCGCAAGCCCGAGACUUCUUUUCAAGCACGACCGUCAUCCCGACCCUGGGCCUUCAUCAACCUCGCAUCACCAUCGUCCCAAAGGCCGCCGCCGUCACCGGACAAAGCAGAUACCGUGACGUGGCCGGCCCGGUCCGGUCUCCCGUUACCAUAACGACCAUCUCCAGAACAAAAAGUCCCGACGAGAACAACGGUCGCCUCCCGCCGCUGUCCAUCGUGACCGUCAGCACCGGCCCGGCGGGUCGGGCGUCAGCUUCGCCAGAACCUCCUUGCGGGACCGCCGUCACUGCCGGUCCCGACCGGCGACCCGGCACUGCUGCGGCCCCAAAUUUCAGCAAGGACUUGAUCAUGACAGAGGACAAAAAGAUUCACAUCCGCCUGAGGACCACCGACAAGCGGGACAAUGAAAGCCUCCAGCGGACCUCAGAAGGGAAGACCGGCGCCGGCACAAUGAGCAGCAGCUUGACCGUCACGCCCGUCACCGCCGCCACGUGCAGGCCGACAACAUCAGUGACCAGUUGGGUGUCCACUCGGAUCCCUGUGCCCGCAAAGGCCGAUGAGACCAGGACAGGACCCUGCGCGAGUCCGGUGCUGAAAAUCGAACUGAGAAAGUCGACCCCGGGUUCUUCCGCACCGUGAGGCCGCAGCCACGGCAGCCGCUCUGAGGUGCAAUACAUUUUUUUCCACUACUGCGUGAGUUCAUCACAUCGAUUGUUCUUUAACGGUGGAGUGGGUCACGGAUUUUUCCUGGUCGGUAUGUCCCUGCUUAGUCAGGGUUUUUUUUUUUUUUUUGGUUAAACAAAUCUUUCGUUCAAUGCACUGGUGACUGUUCACAGAUUUUUGCUAUUCGCAGUCAGCCUCGGUCUUUA
This is a messenger RNA of Syngnathoides biaculeatus (alligator pipefish), 5973 nucleotides long. RefSeq names its product filamin-A-interacting protein 1-like. The record is from RefSeq and is a predicted model, not a curated record. Lineage: Eukaryota; Metazoa; Chordata; Actinopteri; Syngnathiformes; Syngnathidae. The transcript is spliced from 6 exons. Bases 2504 to 5743 code for a protein of 1079 amino acids.